AUGGACAUCGUGUUUGUCCCUUUUCCGAGCCAAAAAUAUGGAGAGCAAGAACAAGUUCAUGGUACUCCCGAAUAUUUUACAUUGAACGAAAAAGAGUCCAUCAAACAAUUACAUUAUUCUGCAUGGAAUAAUUCAUUAUUUAUUGUUAGUCAUUCUGGAAUUGUUUAUUUGAUCAAAACGUCGGGCAGUGACGAUCCUAACAUUCCAGAAGGAAUUUCAAAAUUACAUCCGUUUGAUGGAUCCACAAGUCUAAGAGUAAAAGAAGUGGUAUCGUACACGGAGGCAAUUUUAUUUGUUGUUAAAGACAUGAUCACGCAAGAAAAUUACAUUUAUGGAAUAGGUAGUAAUGGAUACUAUCGUAUGAGUUUUUCUAAGGAUGAAAGUUUACAUUGGUCUACACCGGAGCUCAUGUUUUCUCCUAAAUCUGAAGUUGUUGGUGCGAAUAAUAACGACACAUUAGAGAUUUCUCAUUGUGGAUGUUGUUACUCGUUCAGCUUGUGUAUUAUUAAUGAUCGUGAUGUUCAUUUUACAGGUCAGAAUUGGGUUAGAUGUAGUGAUGAAUAUCUUUCAAGUAACUCGUACCAUGCAUGGAAAUUUAGAGUUCAACAAUUCAAACAACGUGUCUUGAAAAUGGAGUGUGGAGAUUUUCAUAGUGUCGUGUUGCAUGAUGAUCAUACGGUAUCAGUUGCUGGAAGCAAUAGCUCAAAUCAAUUGACAUCAUACCCCAAUGAAACGUUUGAGAGCAAUGUUCCUUUUGUUAACAUUCCAAUUCACUACCUUUGUGUAUCCAAUGUGCUUUCAGGAAGUAACACUGUUCUUUAUGUUUCAGAAGAAAACGAGCAGUGUAAAGACUUUUAUUUCUGCGGUUCUAAAAAGUAUAACUUUGGAGAAUAUUCAACACCUUCAACAUCAAAUCCAAUGCUCGAACACAAACUUGUCAAAUUUAACAACAGCAGCAACAGUGGAGAAGAAAAUAAUGUCUUUGACAAUUUUUCAAAUAUUUUUGACGCUCAAUUUACAAGAGAUCUCUUCAUGGGAAGGUCGAUCUGCAAUCCUAAAUUGAUCUAUCUAGUGGGAAACUCUUAUUACAGGGGCGUUCAAUAUAAUGGCAAUUUUUUUGACAUUUCAAAGGUUGUUCCCUUCGAUCGAUAUUCAAAAGGAAUGUUUCCUCGCUCUAGAGAAGCAGAUUUUUACAGAAAUAUUGUGAAAUUUGCUCUUCAGCAUUCAGGUUACGUUAUUUAUUUCGACUACAGCAGAGGAUUGGUCUUGCUAUUUUUCGAAAAACUUCUGAAGGCCACAAACACAGCAAAUAUCAACAAUCACCGCCUACUGGAUAUCACAGUGGUCACACACCAUUAA
This is a messenger RNA of Naegleria lovaniensis, 1359 nucleotides long. RefSeq lists its product as uncharacterized. Bases 1 to 1359 code for a protein of 452 amino acids. Lineage: Eukaryota; Heterolobosea; Eutetramitea; Acrasida; Naegleriidae. The record is from RefSeq and is a predicted model, not a curated record. The transcript has a single exon.